Messenger RNA from Pelobates cultripes (western spadefoot toad), 42752 nucleotides. The record is from the annotation of a GenBank genome assembly. NCBI's taxonomy places the organism in Eukaryota, Metazoa, Chordata, Amphibia, Anura, Pelobatidae.
CGGAAGUGUUUCUCUUUUUGUAUACACCUGCCUAAAGAAAUCCGCAGUGCCCAGUACCAAGCUCGCGGCAAACUCCAAACCUGCAAGCGGUGGGGGGAACUCAACGGGUUUGAAUUGGCCCUAGCGGAGAGCGGGUAGGUCCAUGUAGCUGGGUGGGGAAGGGGGAGUAUUUAAAUGUGCUGCACACGUGGGGCGUCCAUGUUUCUUUCUGAUAUAUUGGUCCCCAUUGUCUCAGCUGGGGCACCCCGGAAGCUGUAUGUCUUCCAGCCAGGCAGUUUAUCCACCCUGAGAAGGGGGACAGCAUCUUUUGGGCUGUCAGGGUGUGACUGUAACAGGUGGCUGCUAAUUUGUGUUAUUCAAUGGGCAUAUUAAGGCCUCCUAUUACAGGGACAAUUAUAAUAAUGGUGAUCUAACAGCCUCUAAAAUAAAGGGACUAAUAUCAGUUUAGUGAGGAUGCUGACCAUAAAAUGAGGGACUGUUAUUAAUAUAGUGACAGUAUUACCUCUAAAAUGAGAUUGUUAUUAAUAUAGUGACUGUACUACCAUAAAAAAUGAGACUGUUCUUAAUAUAGUGACAGUAUUACCUCUAAAAUGAGGGACUGUUAUUAAUAUAGUGACAGUACUACCAUUAAAAAUGAGACUGUUAUUAAUAUAAUGACUGUGCUACCAUUAACAUGGGUCUGUUAUAAAUAUAGUGACUGUACUACCUCUAAAAUGAGACUUAUUAAUAUAGUGACAGUACUACCAUUAAAAAUUAGACUGUUAUUAAUAUAGUGACUGUACUACCAUUAAAAAUGAGACUGUUAUUAAUAUAGUGACAGUACUACUUCUAAAAUGAGACUGUUAUAAAUAUGACUGUACUACUUCUAAAAUGAGACUGUUAUAAAUAUAGUGACUGUACUACCAUUAAAAUUAGACUGUUAUUAAUAUAGUGACUGUACUACCAUAUAAAACGAGACUGUUAUUAAUAUAGUGACUGUACUACCAUUAAAAUGAGACUGUUAUUAAUAUAGUGACUGUACUACCAUUAAAAUGAGACUGUUAUUAAUAUAGCGACUGUACUACCAUAUAAAAUGAGACUUAUUAAUAUAGUGACUGUACUACCAUAUAAAAUGAGACUUAUUAAUAUAGUGACAGUACUACCUCUAAAAUGAGACUUAUUAAUAUAGUGACAGUGCUACCAUUAAAAUGAGACUUAUUAAUAUAGGGAUUGACUGAUUAUCGGUCUGGUUAAUGUUCUUGUCCGAUUUACAGCAAUAUCAAUAUUUGCCUAUAAUGAUACUGAUAAUGCAGAUGGUGGCUAGGACCCAGCCCAUGCUAUCUGCAGCACAACUCCGCAACUUUGAUUGCCCCCCAGAAAUCAAAGCAACGCUCUAUGCGGACACCUGGCUCAAGAGAGUUGGCGAGAGAACAGUAGAUGGUGUCCUAACUGCCCCCUCUACAAUGCAACCCCCCCACCCUCCUGGCAGCCUGCACAAAGCCACUGGAUCUCCAUGAAAUGUAAUACUCUCCUCCCUGGUAAAAGGCAGGGAGGAGGGAAUACAAAAAAUUACUUUUUAAUAUUAUUAAACAAUGUAAUAAUUAUAUCAAAUUAUUUGGCUCAGUGCUGCACAGUAGGCAGCCAUGCCGUUCAGCGUCUCCACGCUCUGCAUGGGGACGCUGAAUUUUCCUCAUAGAGAUGCAUCGGCCCUAAAAAAAUUAUAUCGGUCGAUCCCUCGUAUUCAUGUAGUUCCAUUAAAGGAACACUAUUGUCACCAGACCACUAAAUCUCAAUGAAGUGGUCAGGGUGCAGUGACCCUGUCCUUUUAAGCCUUCAGUGUGAAACAUUACACAUUUUUAGAAACUGCAAUGGGUUUAAGUCCACCUCUGUCAGUAUGGCAUCCUAUAGAGGCACUGACCAAAUAAGACUUGGUCAUGUGACUCUGAUGUCCGCAUAUGAACCCAUUGACUCAAUACUUUUCUGAGGGUAAGUUUGUAGUGUGGCACUACCUGGACAUUAGGUCCUCUGUUAGGAGCAUUGUAUUCAAUCAUCAUGGAGGUGGUACCCACACUAUUGCAUCGUUACUUGUAAAUCAGCAUCUGAACAGAUGAUGCCAAGAUUUGCUCCUUAGAGAAAUAAUCAGAGAAAGUACUGCUUAUAUUUCCUUACAUUUGCACAAAACACAAGACUGUAUACAGCAAUCAUCAAAAUUCGAUAUUUGUCAGUAUGCUGUUCAUUACAUCUAACUCAAUGAGAAAAUGCACUGCAUGCUGGCUUUUUGACUUGUGAAAUAUGACAACCUUAUGACAUUCAGGCAUGUGGAGUCUGGUACACAAAACCUGUGACUCUGACUGUUCUGUUAUCGUACCUCUAGCUCCUUAUAUUUCUUUAUAAUUAUUUACAAUUAUUGUAUUACAAAUUACGAUAUAUGUUGACAUAUAAGUCGUCAUUUUAUGCAUUCAAAAUAAAUUUCCUAAAAAUUAGGGGUCGACUAAUAUGCCAAACACAAAAUUGUUGAUAAAUGGCCAACAUGAAAAUAAGGUCUUGGCAUAAUGCUUUAUUGAUACACGCAAUCAUUUCUCACUUCUCAUACCUCCUUAUCACUACCAGCUUCUUUCUUUAAAAGCAGCACUGUCACUCCCUUACUAUAGUGACACUGCCUGCUUCUAAUUAUUGGAAACCUCCCUUGUAAGAGGCUAAUUAAGGUGCUUACUUGACUGAUUGUGUGUCAUUAUAACUUGGUUACUGAGGUUGUUUUACAGCUGGUUUUUUUUUAUAAAUAAAUUCCAAUAAAACUUAAAGGGACACUAUAGUCACCUGAACAACUUUAGCUUAAUGAAGCAGUUUUGGUGUAUAGAACAUGCCCCUGCAGCCUCACUGCUCAAUCCUCUGCCAUUUAGGAGUUAAAUCCUUUUGUUUAUGAACCGUAGUCACACCUCCCUGCAUGUGACUUGCACAGCCUUCCAUAAACACUUCCUGUAAAGAGAGCCCUAUUUAAGCUUUCUUUAUUGCAAGUUCUGUUUAAUAUCCCCUGCUAUGUUAAUAGCUUGCUAGACCCUGCAAGAGCCUCCUGUAUGUGAUUAAAGUUCAAUUUAGAGAUUGAGAUACAAUUAUUUAGGGUAAAUUACAUCUGUUUGAAAGUGAAACCAGUUUUUUUUUUUCAUGCAGGCUCUGUCAAUCAUAGGCAGGGGAGGUGUGGCUAGGGCUGCAUAAACAGAAACAAAGUGAUUUAACUCCUAAAUGACAGUGAAUUGAGCAGUGAAAUUGCAGGUGAAUGAUCUAUACACUAAAACUGCUUUAUUUAGCUAAAGUAAUUUAGGUGACUUUAGUGUUCCUUUAAUCCAGCGUCAUGUUGUCGUCAUAAUUCCUAAUGAAUUUUGCACAAUCCAGUGUCUGUGUUAUAAAUAGUAUGGACAUAGGGAGCAUGUGUGGCCAUUGCUUAGUUCUGCCAAUGCAGUGCUUCUCUAUAGUGUAAUCAGUGUUCGCAUCAUUAUGAGCCUAGCGGUUUUUCUAAGGCUUUAUAAGGAAAGUGCCACUAGAAUCGUGUUCUCUGACAAAUGUAAAUAUUGCUGUUUCCCAGAUCCCUUUUACUAAUUAGAAUUUUUUUUUUUUUUUUGUAUAUGUUCUUAUUCCUCAUAUGUUUUCACAGUGAAAUAUACAUAUUUUUUUUUCUCUCCGCAGGUGGAAUUAAAGUUUCUCUUUCUGAUACUAAACAUCUGAUGUCCAAAUGAAUGAAGUGUCGGCAUCUUUGACCCAUAUGCAGCAUGGGCAAGUGACAGAAGAUUUAAUAGAGAACCAUCAGGCUAACAUGGUAAAUACAGCAGUCCUCGUCAUAACAUUUUAAACAGCAUCUCUUUAAGCCAGCAGAGCAUCAUGGGAAAUGAAGUGCAAUGCCAAAGUGUGUGGUUUUUUUAUUAUAUAAAUAAGAAUCUAUAAAAUGAGUAUCAAGCUUGAUUCCCCCUACUUCCCUAUUGGCCCUGAUUGAGUACACUUUGCAAAGCAGGGCCUGUCUCUUUGUUGACAUUGACUUUUCUUUGUUUUACAUUUUUAUAAGGAUUUUACACAACAAUAGUACUUUUGCUAGCAAAUAUAGAAGUUUAUUUUAAUAUAACACUGUGUACGAUAACGUACUCUGUAAUUAUCUGUUUGUGAAUAAGAUGUUUACAUGUUUGGUAGUGUUCUUCCUGUUUUUUUGGAGUGGGUUUCUCACUCCCUUUUUUUGGUCAUUUCCUGCUGACUCUACUACACACACAGCACUUUCAUGCUUGGGCUUGCAAGUACUGUGCGAUGUCUGGAUUUGUCCAAUGUGAGUUAUUGAAAUGUCUCAUGUAGAGAAACAUUUCGAGAUGAGUGUUUGAAAAGUUGUAAAUCCAUACAGCAUACAUUUUAAAGGAACGCGUGCUAUCUCGCUUGCAGUAGUGAGAGCACUGCGAAGUGAGAUUUCUGUGGGAAAAGUAAGUCUUAUGGCUUGACUGGUGUGUGUAUUUGUGUUUUAGCAAUGCAUUAACUCAAUCUCUAUAUAUCUCUCUAUCUAUAUCUCUCGGUAAAAUAGAAGUUUGAAGGCACUCACUGUUUUCGGUUCUGAGAACCAUGAAAAUCUUUAGAUAAUAUAGCCUCGAUGCUCCACAGUAGAACUAUAAUACAUUCUUCAAAUAUUGGAAAGAAGUAGGCACUCGCAGGACUUUGUUAUGAAAAAGUAAAAAAGUUUUUAAUUGUGCAGUGUCAACGUUCCGGACCCACUCGUGGUCCUUUCUCAAGACAUUUCGCACAUCUUUUGCAUUGUACCAAAAUGCAGGCAAUUAUAUUUGAUAAUUAAGGAAAGGGAUCAGAUAAAACAAAUAACAGCAAAUAUCUACUAGCUCUACCCUUAGAAUAUUGCGCCUGGUAACAAUACAAUAUUUGUUAGUGGUAAAAACGCCUGGGAGAUUAACAGCAACAAGUUUAAUAGGAAACUGUCACCACUUACCGGGCCAUCCGGUUCCCCAUCGCAAUCUCAUUACAGAGGUGGGUGUUAGACUUCUGUAACACCCACCUCUGGUCCACUUGGUGCUCUUUCUUUGCUUUUUGUUGAUUUGCCCUGAUUAGGGACACUUACCCAAGCUGGGCAAACCUCAUCCAUGAUGUCAACAUGCUAGCUUCACUGACAGCAUCUUAAUGGAGUGAUGUCACAUAACUACUUUCCUAUACUCCCUAGCUGGCUCUAGCAGGAUUUGCCAUAGCAAAAACUGCUAUACAUAGAAAGCAGAGGGACCCCUCUCUUAUUCUCUCCUUGAGUCUCAAUUCCUCGGCAUUGAGUGUCUUCCAGGGAAUUAUGAGACAGAUGGGAGAAAAACCUAUUUGUAAGUCAUUUUUUCUUAAAGUAAUAAUUGCAAAGUAUAGAUAGAAUUCCAAGAUAUUUUAAAAGAGCUAAAGUAAUUUUGGCCUUGACCGGUUUCCUUUAAGGAAGGGAGGGUUGAAACAAAUAUGGAAGGACAAUAAUUUACAGACCUGUAGACCAGGUCUACAAGAGAAUCAGGAAUUUGUUUAAUAGCACUUGGUGCAGGUACCAGUUAGUCAAACGGAAUGUGUAUUGAAGUUUCUGUCUAAUAGGUGUAUCUCUAGAGAGUUAUUAUAGGAAAGUACAUUUUUGAAAAAGCGUUUGGUCAGUGUGUUAUUGGGCUUGCAAGUACUGUGCGAUGGUACCUGUUUCCAAACAAUCCAUAUGGAAGUCAAAGAAUAACUUGGAUCUAAAAAGGACCAUAGUAGGAGAAUCCACGUGAAUCCAACUUUGCAAAAUGGUUUUUGAAGCUACGUCUUAAAGAAUAAGGAUUAAAGGUUAUUAAGGAAUAAGGUCUUGAUUCAAUAAGCUUUCCAAAUGAUUCACUACUACUAGGAGAACUUUCAAAAUUAUUUAUCUACAAACAUUCCUAUAGACUAAUUGUGACUUAUGUAGAUGAAUAAUAUUUUUUUUUUUUUCUAAUAGUGUUGAAACAUUUGUAAAGCUUGUUAAAUCAAGACCUUAGAGUUAGCAGGUAGUGAGGUGGGAAAAAGCCCAUUAUGGGCAAUUCAGGGGAAAGAUGACAUGGAAUAUGCAAGAGAGUAGCUUGAAUAGCCCUCCAAAAUCAUAGAAUGGGUCCAUGGACACGGUGAUACAGGUCUGCCUCCUCUCCUUUCAAACACUCGGAUAAAGAUCUAAUUUUGAAACAAUGUUGUCGAUCUAGACGUAAGCGUGAUGGUAAAUCUUCAAACCCAUCUCAUGCCAUGUGGCUGCUGCCAGCAUAUUAAGAGUAGAGGAAGAACAUGGUGUUGUUAGACUGUCUCCCAUUAUCCAAAAUCUGAGGAGUAUAGUCCAAGUGAGGUUUGAUGUUCUCAUAGUGUGUUCAAUGAAUAGCGCUUAGUUGGAAACAGAUAAAUGUGAUUUGAUGUAUAUUUGAGUAGCUAGCUAAUGUUUCCUGAAAUAAAACAUUUGUUUAAGAAGUGCAUAAAGUGUGAAAAUUGCCAUUUAAAGACCUGGCCACAGCCUAACCUGUUUGUGGGAUGGUGGAAAGUGUUGAAUUUGUUGUAGAGAGUGGAGGUCUACAUAAGGUGUGUUGGUGUGUACCUGUCUUCCCCAGUAAUUCAGUUCACAGCAUGACAGCCGCCAAGCUGUAGUCAGUAAGGUUAGGAAGAUUGUGGCCAACAUUGAACUUGGAUUGGUGUGUGUGUGUGUGUGGUUUAUUUUUUUUAUUCCAUUACACGAAGGUUAAAAACUGUGUAGAAAUAAAUGUUGUCAUCUGCAGAACUGAAGGCAAAGGACUGAAAAACAUAAGAAAUUUUAGAUUUAUAGUAACACUAAAGCAGGGAAAAUAAUUAUAUAUUCCUAAUGCUAUAGUGCCCCUUUCCUACUUGUAGUCAGCCCCCACCUCCCAGUGCAAAAAAAAAUGUUUUACUCCCCCCUUUUCCAGCACUGGGGUUCCUUUAGUGCUUCUCACCCUUCCUUGUCCUGUGAGGCGUGGCCUCCUCUGGCGUAGUAUAAUCCAAUACUCCUCAUACGGGAGCAUUGGGAACUAAUACACAUGUGUGGCACAGGAAAGCAUUGAAUCAAGGGCUUCCAUGUCAAUUAACCGAGUUUUCCUCAGUCAGUGCAGCAGAAGCUGCCACGAGAGGUGGACUUAACCCUGCAAUGUAUUGGGGGCAAUAGUCUGUCCAGGUAUUUUAUGCUUGCUUGUUCCCAGUGAAACUGUAAGAGGAUGUGUUGCUCUGCGGGAUCCUUGGUAGUUAACACCAUGGCUGUGGAUUUAGUAAAAUGAAUUAAAGCCUGUAAUAGUGAGAUAUAUAUAUAUAUAUAUAUAUAUAUAUAUAUAUAUAUAUAUAUAUAUAUAUAUAUAUAUAUAUAUAUAUAUAUAUAUAUAUAGCACUAUUACAGGCUUUAAUUCAUUUUACUAAAUCCACAGCCAUGGUGUGUGUGUGUGUAUAUAUAUAUAUAUAUGAAAAUAGUCCACAAAAGAGGUUAACUUAAUGGAGCGAUAAGCAAUCUGUAUGCCAGUCAAGGCAUCAGACAUAAGUAAGUCUAAUGAUAGGGUCCAAGGUAAAGAACAUCGUGGAGAAGGGACAAUUCUGUUGAAUCCCCCCGCACCACUCUCUAUUACAGGUAUGACUUGUUGGCUAAUAUGGUGCACGGGCCAGCUGGUUCACUGUGUUUGCGAUCGGUUUAUUCAGUUUUGUGAGCCAAGCUGAGUGCAGUGUGCUGCCGAGUUAUGGACUGCCCACGCAUGCUUCUGCAUCUUACCUCUCCCCAGGGGAGGAAAGGUAUGUAUGUCCAAGUUUGGUGUGUGAAAUCACAUUCAAGUUGGACGACUCUUGCACAAGAAAGGACUUUUCAAUUUCUCGUUUUAAUGUGUAAGGCCAAGGGGGCUGUCUUAUACCUGCAGUGAUAUUUGUAUAUCGUGCAUUCAUAAGCCCCUGUUACCUGGAAGACCAGGGCAGGAUUCUUUCUGUACCGUAAACUUUGCUGUGGGGCUUAGCUUGACCAUUUAAAUUUAAAUAUUGUGAUUGAUCACUGAAUCCUAAAAUGUUCUUUUCUACUUGGGUUUUUUGUGGUUUCUUGAUACCUGUAUAUUAGCGAUUUACAAACACCUUGCAUUAAACAUAUUAACAUGGAUCUGUGCAAACCUUUCUCUCAGGGUUUAUGUCCUGGUUAAUACCUAACCAGAGACUAGCUUUCUGGCAGUGUCUGUUUUUACAGGCAGUUUUUCCUGUCCGAUACUAGCUUAUCAUGCUAUUGCACAUUGGCCAGGUUAUGGUGCAACUUCCUCUCCUACCCAGUGAGCUAAGCUAUGUCGGAGGAAGAAGAAUAUAUUCCGUUGCUUGUGCACCACCCUGUGAGUAUCAAACUGCAGUAAACCAUUGUGAUUUCUGUACAACUGAUACCAAUCCCUAACCUAUUAACACAAAUGCAGCCGUAAUAGGACCACUGUUACCCUUGCCAGUUUAUCAAUGAUCUGUGUUUGUAUUAAGCAUUAACAGGAGCCUUACAUUAUAAAGGAGAAGCAUUUUGAAAACAAUCCAGAAUCCAGCCUUAAAACCGUUUACAAGGCAGAUUUAAUUGCAGUUAAUUUGAUUUUGUUUUCAAUUCUGUGUUUAGCAAAUAAACCACAAAGCUUGCACUCUACAAUAUCUCAUUCAUUAUAUGCCUUUACAACAGCCUGUCAAUGUUUUAUAUCCUUUUAUAAAAUGUAAUAUUUUAUAGGCACUUGCUAGCUCAUUGAAUAUCUGAAAAUGUGUUUGGCAAUCCGUGCCAAAAGAAUUGUAGUAAAUUGAGAAGCAUAUUGCCCAAAUAACCAGUGAGAUUCUGUGGUGAGUUAAACAAAUUAUAAAAGACAAAGUAUAAAUGAAUGUAGUUUUUGGUCCCUACAAUUUAGUUAAAAUUAUUUUAUUUUUUAUAUUUUUAUUGAAUUUUUUUUUUUGUCUUUGGCAUUUUUUUUUUUCCUUUAAAUUUAAUACUUUGCCGAACAAAACCAUAUAAAUUAGUUUGUGGUUAAGGUGCCGGGAGUACCCUUGUCCUGAUUCCUGGUCCUCCUGUCGCUAUUGAUCUCGCUGGCCAUUCAUUGCCUGAAAGCAGUUAGCAUAUGCUAGUCUGUGCCUGUGAAUUUAGAGAGUUGACAUUUACCAGCCUGGCUAAUGACGCUCCAGUUACACCUCUGGCAGCAGAGAGGUUAAACUGCAUGUGUGCAGUAUUUCAAAGCAAAACCGACUCCAGGCACUAUGACCACUUCAAAUCCACCAAGUGGUCAUGCUUGGAGUAACCCUUUAACUUUUGCAGUGCUGUGUGCAUGGCACACAUGCUUGUUUACAGCACUGCUGGAGAAUAUCCUGACCGCACGUAUGUGAAUGCUCUGUUGGAUGCCUGAACAUGCAAGCUCCUGACACUUUUUUUUUGUAAUUUUUUUUUUUUGUUUUGUUUUGUUUUUAAUUUAGCUGUGAGAAACUAAUGCUACAUUGGGUGACACUCCCUGCCUCUUCGCAGCUUGAAGAGCUCUGCACUGAGCUAAGCAGAGGUUUAAGGCUUCGCUCAAUGGCUGAGCUCGGUCAUCUGAUGCUCUCCGAUAAAUUGUCCCUACAGCAUGCUGUAGUGGUUAUAGUGCAUGACUUGCUCCUUUAAAGUACGCAUACGUUCUGCAUAUCCCCAAGAGAAAACCUUGUAUAUAAUGACUUGGAAUAGUUACAUGGGCAUUGUAUUUUAAUGUGUUUACGAAAGAAAGGAAUUCUGAUGAUUUACCGUGUGUGCGUGUCUGUAUAGAAAUACAUUGCUUAAAACCUCAAGUCUUACAGCCCCUAACCAGGCUUUAACAUUUUCUGGCCAUUUUUUCCCCCUUCUUCCCUCUUGCAAGAAUUUUUUUUUCUUUCAAAAAAGUACAAUUAAAAAAUAAAUGGGUACUGCAGGCUUGAAGGGUUUGUUAUAGCCUGUUACAUUCUCCAGGGCUGAAUUCAUAUACAACUAUGCAAAAUUUUUACGUGUGUGUGUGUGUGUGUAAAAUAUACUUUUUAAAUUCUUUAUUUCUGCAGUGCAUUGCAUAUACCAUACAUUGAACAGUGGUUUGUGGUAGAAAAAUAUUAAUGCAAAACUUGGUGUGAUUGGAAAACAUUGUUACUGCACCAAUUUUAUACAUGCUAUGAAUGUGGCCCUAGGUCUUACUGUAGGGGAUAGAACCCUUCAUGUGUGUUGUAGAGGUGUAGUUCACCUACUCGAUCCUAGUGCCAUGUUCCCAUGAUGCCGGGGGCUAUAUAGGAGGCAGCAUAUCAGAGGUUUCGGCAUGCUUGCGUUUGGUGAGGAUUGAAGUGAGGAUGCGAUGAGUGCAUAGAGGACUGAGGUCUCAUUUGUGCGUUAUCAGAGGUGUUUGGAUGUCGCUUCUCCGUAGUGUAGCUACUGGUGGUUGGAGUCAUGUCAGCUGAGUUGUCAGGCUGUGUUGGGCGCUCUAAUUGAGUGCCCAUGGAGGUCUCUAGCUCCGAUUUGCUCUGGGUGGUGUGUGGGCUGCAAGGCACGGGGAUUCAGCAGGAGCGGUUUUAGCCUGGGUGGGCCGUUGUAUCAUGACCCGAUGUCCCUGUUGUCUGCUGCGGGUUGUGGUCACUGUGUGCGGCGUCCCAUGGCUGGCAUGUAGGCAGGCAGGUCUGUCUUCGUUGGGGAAGCUCCGUCCUACGCUUUUCUUGCCAUGGUGCUGCUCAAGAUUCCCUCCAUGCCUGUAAGUGUCAGCGUGGGGUAGGCCCCGGUUUUCCACCUCUGCUUAGGCUAGUUGGAAGCCGCAAAGAAUUGCAUCUAUUGCCUCAGGGUGAGUUAAGGAAUCUUGCUGUCCACUUUUUGUAGCUAGAUCAGCUUGGGAUAGCGUGAUAUUCAUUGGAUAUUGGAGCAUACAUGAAUGGCGUCCGUUCAGGUUGAUGGUCGAGCUCCGCCCCUGAGCCCUGUAUAUUUUGAUAUACUAAAUAACCUGCAAAAUCGAUUGUUCAAGUAGAUUCUGAAUUUUAGAAGUUUAAAUCAGCCUCUUGAUAAUUAAGCAUAAUAUUUGAAAAUGUGGUUUGCCGCUUAUUUGUAUAAGUGAUUAGUUGAAACCCGCCGUAUUGAUUUUAAGUGGAUAAUUGUUUUUCUAAUGCCUCCGCCUGGUUUUGUCUUGCAGAACGAUAACAAUGAAAGAAGAAACAAUGAGCGUUUGGAGUCUCAAAGCAACGGACAGACACAGAGCAGUUCCCAGCAAGUGUUGGAACAGGAUGAUGAGGAAGAUGAAGAACUGACAUUAAAAUAUGGUGCUAAACACGUGAUCAUGCUUUUUGUGCCCGUCACACUCUGUAUGGUAGUGGUUGUGGCAACCAUUAAGUCUGUCGGCUUUUACACCAGAAAAGAUGGCCAGCUGUAAGUAAAUUUGUAUUAUUAUUAUUUUUAUUUAUUAUUAUUUGUAAAUUUAUAUACUUUGAGGUUCUGUUCACAACUGAAGAUAAUUUUUUGGAGUUCUCUGGUAUUUGUGAAACAUUUCCAACUCUGACUGAUAUUGGCUAAGAUGCUGAAUUGCAGUGUCUAGAUUUCACAUUUAAAGCUCGGAAGGUGCUGAUUAGUUUAAAUCUCUUCUCUUCUAACGUGUCUUGCGUGUGUGCACACACACACACUCUUCCCACUAUUGUUUCAUCACCAAUCGUGGCUUCUUCCCUGUGAAAUAUGGCCGUAUUCUAAAUAGUGAGCAGAGCUUGCUGACCCUUUUUGCUUUCUGCGUCACUAAUGUCAUAGAAAUUAGUGACACAGAAAGCCAAUGAAGUACCAUUGUUUCCUGUGACCUUUCUUCAAACAUGUUUAUUUUUCUGUCCACUUUAUCCUUGCUUUUCCACACUACCUCAGCAGCGUGCUCGCAUCACAUCUCCUAUAACCCACACUAACUGAGCAGCGUGCUCGCAUCACAUCUCCUAUCACACCCACACUAACUGAGCAGCGUGCUCGCCCCAGAUGCUCCUCUCCUGUAACCCACACUACCUGAGCAGCAUGCUCACACCAUAUCUCCUAUAACUCACACUACCUGAGCAGCAUGCUCACACCAGAUUUCCUGUAACACACACUACCUGAGCAGCAUGCUGGCCCCACAUCUCCACACUACCCGAGCAGCAUGCUCACACCAUAUCUCCUAUAACUCACACUACCUGAGCAGCAUGCUCACACCACAUCUCCUUAACCCACACUACCCGAUCAUCAUGUUCACACCACAUCUCCUUAACCCACACUACCCGAGCAGCAUGCUCACACCAUAUCUCCUAUAACUCACACUGCCUGAGCAGCAUGCUCACACCACAUCUCCUUAACCCACACUACCCGAUCAUCAUGCUCACACCACAUCUCCUUAACCCACACUACCCGAGCAGCAUGCUCACACCACAUCUCCUUAACCCACACUACCCGAGCAGCAUGCUCACACCACAUCUCCUUAACCCACACUUCCCGAUCAGCAUGCUCACACCACAUCUCCUUAACCCACACUACCCGAGCAGCAUGCUCACACCACAUCUCCUUAACCCACACUACCCGAGCAGCAUGCUCACACCACAUCUCCUUAACCCACACUACCCGAGCAGCAUGCUCACACCACAUCUCCUUAACCCACAUUACCCGAGCAGCAUGCUCACACCACAUCUCCUUAACCCACACUACCCGAGCAGCAUGCUCACACCACAUCUCCUUAACCCACACUACCCGAGCAGCAUGCUCACACCACAUCUCCUCAACCCACACUACUGAGCAGCAUGCUCACACCACAUCUCCUAUAGCCCACACUACCUGACCAGCAUGCUCACACCAGAUUUCCUGUUACCCACACUACCUGAGCGGAUUGCUCAGUUCAGCUUUCUACACAGACUGCAACCCACCUGAGCAGGGUGCUUACCGCAGCAAUCUACACUGCUUGUAGCAUACUACCUGAGCAGCUUUCUCACUCCAGCUCACCAUACUGCCUAUAACUUGCACUACCUGGUCUGUCUGCUCACAUUAGCUCCCUUUAUUGCCUAUUGCUUAUACUAUCUGAGCAGUAUGCUUACACCAGCUCUCCUCGUUCUUUAACUCCUAAUUUCUUAAUAGCUUAUUCUGCUUCCCAGAAAUUACACCCUGAUUUCCCUCCCUCCCUCCCCACUCCUCAUGUUACCACACUAUGUAGCAACCAUGUGCACUCCAGUUGUCUCUACCACCUAAGGCUUUGGUUCCAGAAUUAGCACGUUGCUUCCCAUCCCAUAUUUAAAUAAGAUGGUAGAUUAAGCAGUUAUUUCUCCUACAGAGCUCCACAAAUGUAAAUGUACGUGUGUGUGUGUGUGUGUGUGUGUGUGUGUGUAUAUAUACCUUCGAUAUCGAAAAUCUUUAAUCUGACACUAUCCUGAUAUUGCCGAAAACAUAUACUUCGACCUACCACAAUAGUAUUUUUACUUGCUCUGUAGAUCAUACUUGAAAAUUAAAGUUUAGGUGUACCCUUAUAUUGGUUAGGUUUCUUCCCCUCCUCCCAAAGGCGUUUUCACUCAACUGUUCAUUGACUGUUACACUGCACAUUUAGGUUCAAACCACAUCAUUGAAUUAUUCAAAUUGUUUACAUUUUUUUUUGUUCGAUAUGUUGCAUUUCAUUUGUCAAUUCAUUGUUAGCCUGUUAUUCCCUCCAACAUUGUGUAACACCCCUUCCUUGCCUCUAGGUGGCAUGCACACAUAAAUUAUAUGGAGCAGAUGUAAUCUCUCAGUGCCUCAUUCAAGUCCGUAAAGUCAGGGUUGUAAGAUCUGCAGAGUUGGUAUACACAUGAUAUUAUAGAACAUGUCCACAAUAACACUGUUUGCUCUGGUUUUGUAAUAUGCUGAAGGGAAGUAAUUGCGCAAUGAAAGAAAAAUGUACUUUACCGUGGAAAAAAGUUUUGCGAAAAGUGUUAUUUUCAGGGUCUUUCCCUGAAGAGGGCAUUUCCACUUCCAGUGUGAUGGUACAGGGCUCCAGCCAAAGGGAGUUAUAAUUAUACUGGCACCACCAUCUUUUAGAAAGUGUACCCAACACUAACGGAAUGAGUUGGUCAAUGGUUUGAAAUAUUUCCAAUUCAAUUAAAGGGAUACUAUUGUCACUAGAACAACUACAGUUCAAUGUAAUACCUGUAAUGUGCUUACAUUACUAUCUAGGAACACCUCUAGUGAUAGUUACUCAAAGGGCCACCACAGGUGCUUCCUGAGUCAGUGCUGCACACUAUGUAACACUGAUAUUUAGCAUCUCCACGCUCUGCAUGGAUGCUCUGAACAUUUUCCAUAGAGGCGCUGCUGAUUUGCCACACAUGCGUGAUAGCCUCCCAAUGCUUUCUUAUAACAAAACAUUGGGUUGGCUGAGAUCAUCAAGUAUGAUGAACUCAGCCAAGGGGGGCAGGGCCAGCCACGAGGAGACCUGCGCAGUACUGAAAAAAGAUGCGUAAAAUAACCUUUAACUCUUUUCACAGGGGGCCGACCUAAACUGUUUUUAAAAUAUAGUGUCAGGAUUGCAUAAUUGUAUUCCUGAAACUAUAUAGUGUUCCUUUAAGCAAAAUCUGCACCUAUGUAUGAAUAAGAAAAGAUAUCACUAGAACAACUUAUAUGGCAUAUGUUAAAUAUACUUGAUGUAGAGUUGAGUUUUUUUUAUUUAUUUAUUUUUUUUAUUCUUUGUUUAUUCAGUGCCUUUGCAAAAAUAAUGUGUGUGGUUUGGCUCGUGCAUGAGCCCAUUGGCUUUUCAGAUAGUAGUAGAUUUAGUAUACAAAGAUGCCAAAGUACAUAUUUUAGGUACAUAAAGUAGUAACAUCAGGCUACUUUCAUCCGGUGUCGUUGUUUAAAAAAAACAAAAAAAAAAACUCCCAAACUGUUAACAACCAUUUAAUAAAUAAAAACAGCGGGCUGGAGUACUGGGGGGGGGGGAGGUCACAUUUCGGUCAGUCGAUUGUUUUUGCGUCCCCUGUCUGUUUCUAUGCUCUUAUCGGUCAAUGUAGGUUUCCCAAAGUUCCCAAGUCUUGGUGAAGGCUUUGGUGGAGCCUCGUACUCUGGCCGUGUGUUUGUCCAUAAGAUGGCAUUCUUUGAUCUUAUUGAUCACUACGGGCACUGGGGGGGUGUCUGAUUGUAGCCAGGUUUGGGCCAUUGCCCUUCUGGCCGCUAAGGUUAUUUUAUUGAACAGCUGUUGGUCUGGUUUGGGCCAAUCGUCUUGGGUCUGGCAAGCAGGAAUGACCGUGGGUUUAGUUCUACUGGUCUGUCCAUAAUUUGGGCUAGUAGUGCUUGAAUUGCCGUCCAGAAAACCUUAAUCUUAGGGCAGUACCACCACAUGUGGGCGUAUGUCCCUUUCUCUCUGCAGUUUCGCCAGCAGAGGUCUGUGGGCAUCUUUUUCAUGUGGUAUAAUUGAACCGGGGUGGUAUACCACCUGAACAUCGUUUUGUAUGACUGUUCCUGCAUUGUGAUGCAGAUGGAGGUUUUAGUGUUUUCCUCCCAUAUGUCCUGCCAGUUUAUGUCAUCUAAAGCUUCCCCUAGGUCGGUUUCCCAUUUGUCAGUGUAGUGGAGGGCGCCCCAUUCCCAUGUGGUGGAGCAGAGGUGGGAGUAAAGGAGGGAGAUCAUGCCCUUUUGGUAGCGUUCUGCUUGGCAUAUUUAGUAGUUAGUAUAGUCUUUAUGACUGGGAUGUUGUGCUCUCCAUGCGUCUGAGUCCCAUUUUACAGAUGAAGUUGUGUAGUUGUUUAUUUUGUGCACCCAUACCGUGGGAUCUAGCUAGUCCCGGGCGUGUGCUCCUGUCAACUGCUGGGGAGAGAGUGGCGUUAAAAUUGCCUCCCUGGUAGUACCACUCCUGUAGGUAGUGACAAGACUGUGUCUGACAUAUAGUUCCAGAACUGUGGUGAUGGGGUGUUGGGAGCGUAUAUGUUGAUCAGGUGUAUGGUUUGUGUGUGGAUUCGGCCUGUCGCUAUUAUGUAUCUGCCCUCAGGAUCUAUUGUCACUUGGGUGAGAUGUAUAGGGCAUCUCUUGUGGACGAGGAUAGCUACCCCAUUUAGUUUUUGGAAGGCUCGCGUCUCUGCGACUACGCGGUAGGUAUGGUCACGGAGGGAGACCUGAGCAGACCUAGGCAGAUGCGUCUCUUGUAGGAAUGCGAUGUCCGGGUUUAGUCUUUUCAGUUCCCUAAAAAGUGUGCGUCGCUUGCGAGGGGCGUUAAGGCCCUUAACAUUGAGUGAGGAUAAUUUUAUGGUCAUGUUAUUUGGGUGAAGGGGUCUCUAAUAAAGUAGUGAUGUAAGGACAUGGUGCGGGGUGGAGCCCUCACCCACCUCUGCUCCCCAAGCCAUCUGCAUUGGUGGGAUUCCUUUCGGGGGUGCUCGUUGUAUCAGUCAAUGACCAGAAUAUGAUUAGGGUAGGGGUUGGGGUGAACUGUGGAGAUGUGCAAACUGGGGCGGGGGAUAGAGGGACGGGGGAUGCAGGUGGGGUACAAGUGUACCUGUCUGGUCUUAUGCAUUGCCAGACCACAGGGGGGUACCUGGACCCUAGCCUCCAUCAGGUUUUCUGCUAUCUUGGGGUCUGGGUCAUGAACCUUGUCACCGGGGGUGUCCCCUAUACCAUUAAACUUUUGUUGGGAUGAUAAGUCAAGCGCAGCUAUUGUCCGGAAAUUGUUGUGGGUAUUAAAUUCCCUUUUGUAUCGGGUUUUAAAGGACCGGGCUGCUAUGGUUGUGUGGCUGAGGGGUUGGAUGUCCUCAGAGUCUUGCUGCCUUAUGGUACUGUUCUACAGUUUUCCUGGCACUGCAGGUCCCCUCUCCGUCCCACCCCCCAUCCCAAGUUGCUGAAGGGGCUAAAACCCCUUCAGUGACUUUCCUGUAUCCAGCGCCAAUGUCCCUCGGCACUGGGACAGGGUCCGCCCAUGCUCCUCCCCGACCUAUUGAGCAUGCGAGGGUGGGGGAGACAUAAUGCGCAUUGAAUAAUGCUUUCCUAUGGGGAUUUCAGCGACGCUGGAGGUCCUCACAUAGCGUGAACACUGAAAUGUCCACUAGUGGCUAUCUAGAGGAGGACUUAACCCUGCAAUGUAAAUAUUGCAGUUUAUGAAAACUGCAAUAAUUACACUCGCAGGGUUAAGGGUAGUGGAAGUUGGCACCCAGACCACUCCAAUGGGCAGAAGUGGUCUGGGUGCCUGGAGUGUCCCAUUAACUUUUAAAUGGCAGAAAAUUGAGCAUUGAGACUGAAGUCUCAUGACCUAUACACCAAAACCACUUCAUAAACCUAAAGUUGUUUUUGUGCCUAGCGUGUCCCUGUAACCUGUUUGCACUUAACAAGUUUAAUAUUAAAUUCCUCAUGAUCCACGUUUUAGUUGAACGGGUUUGAAUGUACCUCAAUGCAACAAAAUCUAUUCAUGUGAUCGACUACUAUAUUAACUACUAUAUAAUUAUAAACUGUUUUCAUCUUAUAGGACUACAUUUUGAUUUUGUAAAAUACAUUCAGCCAUUUCUGUUUUCUAGAAUAUAUACCCCUUUCACAGAAGAUACAGAAACUGUUGGACAAAGAGCCCUGAACUCCAUCCUCAACGCAGCGAUCAUGAUAAGUGUGAUUAUAGUCAUGACAAUAUUACUGGUGCUGCUCUACAAAUACAGGUGUUAUAAGGUAAUGGAUUUAUGACUUCUGUACACUUGUGAUGUGUCUGCUCUUAUUAACAUACUAUCAUUCUGUAAUUCAUGUAUUAUUUUUAGUGUUUUAUUAGUGAAUCUGUAUAUAUUUAGGUAAAGUGCUUUCAUAAAUGAUCAUCAAAUUAAGGAAACCAUUUAGCUUUAUCUUUUACCUCUGUGCAUACAGUUUUGCCCGUGGAGAGAGGCAUACAGUAUAAGUAAACAUUUGGGUACGGCUUACAUUUCUGCAGCCUUCACUGGUGGCUGGGAAAUUGACACUUCUAGAUGGUGGUAGCUUCAACCAGUGUCUAGAAGUGUCAGGUGUAGAAGAAAAUAUUGAGACAAAGUUAUCCCUACUUUUGUCUCUGUAUAUCUUUUGACUAGAUUGAGUAAAUCAUAUAAAUGGGCUGGAAAUACCAUUUUGUUGUCCAUUUACAUAGAAUAUGCCACUUGUGGUUGGAUUUUUGAAUGGCACAGUCAGGACUUCAUGGGUCUUAGCUAGGCUCUACAAGGCAGUAUUGUACAUUUAUGCCCCUGUGCACCAGCCACCAUUUAUUAAUUUGUUUUUGUCAUCCCUGUGUGAGUGUUAUUUCUGAAGAACAGAACAGAUAUAGAAGCAGCCCAUUUUUAUUUGAAGGAACACUAUAGUCACCCAGACCACGUUAUCUCAAUGCAGUGGUGCCGUCAUUUUAACCUCGCAAUGCAGAACAUUGCAGUUUAUUUUUUUAUUUUUUAGAAACUGCAGUGUUAACAUUGCAGGGUUAAAUCAGCUUCCAGUGGCUGUCAUAGUGACUAGAGUCCACUAGAGUAAAACAUGGCCUGGAAAUCCAAUGCUGCUGAUGACAGACUGGAGGAGCACAACGUUUGGCCGCGCAUGCAUCCCUGCAAUUCAUUGUUUCUCUAUGAGAAAAAAAAGCAACCGCAGAGAUGUUGUCAGGCAUACCUACAUUUUAAAAGGUGCAGCUGCAGCAGAGGACACCCAACGCUGGAAACAAGGUGAGUAGUCUUUAUUUUUACUUUUUUAAACACAGAGCGGGUUGGAUGGAAGGGAAUCUACAGAGCCAAAAUGAUGAUUAUUUUGGGAUUAGAAAUUUCCCUCUAGUAGUCUCUGGCCCAACGUUUUUUCUCUUGAAUCUUGAAAGGGCAGUUAUGAAGCCAUGAGAGGCUGCCAAUUGCCAAAGAAAGAAAAUGUUUCAAUCAGGAGGGCUAAAAUUGGAUAAUCGUUUUGUACGUUAGAGGAACAGUGCAAAUAAUAGGAGUCAAGAUGAUCGAGCUGACAAUAAUAUAUGCCAGAGUUCAGGGACUGAACAAAGUUAUUCACUAAAGUGAGAAGUGCCGGGGAUUCAAAAUGAAUUUUAAAAUGUUACGGUCACAAUAGCUGGCUGGAUGUGUUUUUCUCACUAGCUCCUGCUAACUUGAGCUAAAUUCAAGCAAAAACCCCUGCUAACCAAGAAUCUGAGCUCCGAACUGACGCAUAAGCAAGCCAAGAACAAGCUGUCCAACCCAGACCGGACCCCCUUAUUGAGCAGCAACCGUAUUCCUAGCAGAGUCCUACCUGAGCAGGCACUGGCCGGGGCGAGAGGCGGCCACGCUCCCGUGGUGGUGCCUGCCACAUAGUGCUUCACUUCAGGAGCCCCGCUUCCCCCCCUUGGAUUGGCGGGGGUUAUCCCAGUCCCCAGUGGGUACCCAAAGUUAACAUCCGACAGUAACACAAACGGAUCCCUAACAGCAGACAAAGCCCUGAGAUACAGCAGUGGAGGGAAUCGUUUAACGCCAGGUUCGAGGCACUCUGCCAGGAGUUCUGGCGUCGCCUCAGCACUCGACCACAGCUAAAGACCCCUCAAGCUACAAUGUCAAAGCAACUGGGACCCGUCCAAGGUGCUCCAGACACACAAGUACCUUCCAACAGGGCUCCCUACACACCUGGACCAAGAGCCAUCCGAGGCGCUGCCUCGGCCCAGCACCCACAUGUGCAGCAGAUUACUUACCAAUGGCAGACCGCACCAUUCAGACCCUCUACCCGUCCUGGAGCAGGAAAGAACUCAACUCCCAGGAGUGCCAGAAGCAGUGGACCUACAGAACAGGCACUCCUACAGGCCUGGGGUCGGAAGAAAUCCUCAACCAAGCAAGAAGCCGGCGUCUCGUGCCUGAGCUUCCAUACCCACAGAACGACUGUAUUCUCAAUCCAGUACAAGACCACGAAGGGGAAACGGAGUCUCUGCAAACUUUCUGUGCACUCCCUGAGCUAGUCGGCUGACCACGCUCCCCUCAUAGUAUGCUGGCCCACAGUCUAAGCUCCAACUGAGAAUAGUGGAAGCCAUUUGUCAUACCUGCCCAAUACAUUUGAAUAAGACCCGGUGGAACAAUAGCUUUACAGUUAUAUUAGAUAUUCCAGCGUGUUUAGCCUUUUUUUUAUAUUUUUAUAAUUUCUACUUAUACCUGCUAGGCAUGUUUACAGAAAGCCUGUUACCUGUUAUCAUCAUGCUAAUACGCAUACUUAUCUUGCCUUCUAUUUACUCAUAUUUUACUUUUUUUAUUUUUUUUUUAUUUCCAUACUCCUGUCUCACAAGCAUGUCUUAUAACCCAUUUCUACAUAACCGUUCACAUGUCUAGGUAGCUCACAUUAAUUGCAUAAUUAAUUUUUCUAUAUACUUCAGACAUGUUCGAAUAGCCUGUGAAUUUACUACUUAAUCAAAAAAUGUGUGCAGUGAUCUACUAUGUCUUGUACUUGUUAAAAUAUUUAUAUUACACUUAUUGUUAUUGCUGUUGGGGCAUUGCAAGAGCGCGUGCCCAAUCCUUUGUACCACAAAAAUAAAGAAUAAUAAAAAAUAAAAAAAAUAGCUGAACAUAAAAAAAUAUUCGGCUAAAUUUUUUUUAAAAAUUUGACAAUUUUUAUUCAGACACGAAGUUGCAUUACAAUUGCGCGUGCAUUUUGGAUACCUUAGUCGCGUUUGCAUAUAUGAUAGAAUGUAUCGGUUACAAUUAGAUUUGGCAUUUCAGUGCUGCAUAAUGAUGCUAGGUUCAUAAAUCAUGCAUACUACAUGUCUCAAACAUUUUGUGGGGAUGACCCUGGGUUUUCCAGGUGAUUUGGCAAUAAUUCCUGCGUACUUAAGAGCGGAUGACCAGCAACAUUCGGUUAAUUUAAAGUAAAAAUCAAUAGAAAUAUUCAAGAAGCGCAAAAAAUACAAUAUUGUCACAUACACUUUAAAUUCCCUGUAAAUCUCACUUUAGUAAUUAACCCUAGUGUGUACUGAAAAUCUUUUUGCAUUUUGAACUGAACUAGAAGAGUAGAGAGAGAGGGGCAUUUAAAAGUUGUUGCCAUUUCAUCAGACUGAUCAUAUUUUAUGACAUGGCGCACAGUCAAUUGUAGAGUCUGUCAAUCUUUAUAAAGUGUCUGAAGUACUAGCUGUACAUGUCCCAGGCUGCCGAAAAUUGAGUCACAAUCUCUGAUGACAGCUGCAAAUUGCAGGAGGGGCCGGGAUUGAUUGCAGCUGCUCCCCAGGGAGUGUGUGUUUAUCUUGUAUUCAACAAGGACACCUAUAUAUAUGAUAUACCGUAACUAGUUUUGACUCCGGUCCUAGCAAGCUUUUAAUAACCGCAAAUAAAUUAUAUUUGGAACCUUAAAGCAUUUGUCAGAAAUUUGGCGUCAAACCUUAACCCCCAGGGCUUCACUGCAUCUAAACGAGCCUUGCUACUCUGCGGAAUGCUGUAUAGCUGCAUUGUAGAUGAUAUACAUAUAUUUUUUAAGAUAAAGCAAUAUAUGAGAAAAAAAGGUCCGGUAAUAAGCCUACAGGAAAAUAUGUAGCUGAAUGCUAGACUAUGCAUGAAAUGCUGCACAGCCAAGUGAUGGUGACAGGUUGUGGCCCCAGAGCAUAGUUUGUCUUUACAUGAUGGUUGGAAUUCACCAGUUAAGAAAGGACAAUAAUGUGAAAACAAUUCAUCUAUUAACACAUGACAAAGUGACUUCACAGAAUAAAUGACAUACUAUGGUUAACCUAGGGUGUAUUUUUAUUUUUUAAAUUGCUUUCCUUUCCUGAUAGAUAUAUAUAUUAUGUAUUAGGGUUCCUUUCUUAAUACAUAAAAUUGAGGGAUUUGCUCGAAGCGAAUAAAUCGAAGUGUAUCUAUGGCCAGUAGUUGUAAUUUACGUCUGUCUCAUAGCUUCUGCACGUGCUGGCAUUUUAUCCGCUCUUACCCCUUUGAUCAAUACUCUGGUUUGGUUUGUUGAGAGAUGUAAACAAACCGUGUAUGCAAUGAGAUCAAUCUGUAAAUUGCUUGUUUUCCCCCCAUUUCUUUCCUUUUUCUCUGGAUCGUUUUUCCUCUCUCCAACCUUUUUAUAUAUAUGACUUGGUCUACAGCAGGGGUUCUCAACGUUAAUCCUCAGGACCCCCUACCAGUCCAGGAUUUGGGGAUUACCUGGGUGUGUCUAAGGUGUUUAGAAAAAGAAGAAAAAGAACACCUUAGAGUCUAAGGUGUUUUUUUUCCCUUUUUCUAAACACCUGAGACACACCCAGGUAAUCCCCAAAUCCUGGACUGGUAGGGGGUCCUGAGGACUGGGUUGAGAUCCCCUGGUCUACAGGCUCCUGCAACAAAUAAAUGCUUAAAGGAUGUAUUUUACAAAAACCAUCCCCAAGAAACCACAUUCUUAAAGUGUUUAUUUUUAAUGAGUGCCCAUAAAUAAAACCAGAAUCUUGCGACCCUUUAAGGAAUCCAUAGAUUGCCAGUAACAUUUGUGUUUGCAUGUAUUUCAGAACUAGAGCCUUAUUUUCCCCCUCCCUCCGCCCCCGUUUCUUAAAGAGAAACUAUAGUGCCAGGAAAUCAAAGUUUAAAGUGCCCCCUUCUUCUUCCCUCUCUUCCUGAAUGGGUUAGAACCCCUUUCUGUCACUUACCAGAUUCCAGCGAUGAUGUUUCUCGAUGCUGGCUUGGGCUCCGUCUCCAAUCCUUCCCUGCCGAUGUAAUGCCGACAGGAGACCUAAUGCGCAUGUGCUGCAAUGGCAGGGCUCGCAUACGGACUCCCCCAUUCACCCCCCCACCCCCCUUAGUAAAGCAUUAUAUAAUGCUUUCCUAUGGCAUUUUGGAUGACACUGGACCAAAAGUCGCCUAACGAACCAGAAGUCCCUCUAGUGGCUAGAGGUGGAGUUAACCCACAAAGGUAAUGAUUGCAGUUUAUUUAAAAACGGCAAUAAUUACCUUUGCGUUGUUAAGGGACCUGGGAAUAUGCCUCCACACCACUUCAAUGAACUGAAGUGAUCUGGGUGACUAUAGCGUCCCUUUAAUAAAUGUUCUCCCAUUUUGGCACUGGAAGAAUUGAAAUCGAUAAAAUGUCCAUUUAUUCCAGCUGUGUCCGUCUCCUCACUGUGUAUUCGACAUUCCUACACUGAAGUUAUCGUUACUGCAGUGCAAGUUCAGGAGAUCUAACAGAAGUCCCUGUUUAGGUGUUUCCGGCUCUCCGGUGUUGGUACUGGAGACGCUGCGGCAUUUGUUGGCGGUUUAUAAAUAAUCUAUUAAUGCUGUGCCAGACAUAACAAGCAAACUUACAUUUAAAAAAAAAACUAAUUUCUGUCCUUGUUCUCUUUUCCAGGUUAUCCAUGGUUGGCUCAUCAUAUCUUCCCUGUUGUUACUGUUUUUCUUCUCCUUUAUCUAUCUGGGGUAAGUAGAUCUGAAAGAAACAGUCCAAUACCCUCUGAAAAACCGUAAGAUCCUUAAAUUAUAUAUGUCAUGCUAAAAAAACAUAUAUAUGGUGUUCCUUUACAGAUAAUGCAGAUCCAGAAAUACUUCUGCUGGUGAAAUUUAAAUUCUAUAGAUCGCAAAUGUUGUUUAUAUUGAAGGUUCGAGACUUUAAUUGUAACUGAAAUCACCAGGAAAUAAUGCUGUUGAGGAUUUAGGAAUAUAUUCCAUCUGUGUGCUGAUCAUGUGAUUGACAAUUAAUUCUGUACUUGUAAAAUAAUGUUUAUCUCCGUAAUCCACUUACUUUAGUAGAUACAUUCCUUUCUCUAGACUGAAAAGAGCCAGCAGAGGUUAAGAAGUUACGACUGAGUUGCCUUGAAGUUAGAGUGGACAUACAACUUUCAGGAUUAAUUAAACUUUCCUUUUGGGGUUGGCACUUCGAUUGUUGUCCUGCUACUGAUUAUUAGGAAGUUCACAGAUUUGAUUUAAACCCAUUGCAGAUUUUUAUCAUAUAGAUUAUUUUUUGUGCACUUUUUUUAUGGAUGGUGUCAACUCUAGUAGCUAAACUGAAACCCUAAACUGCUCUUUCUCCACUCACAGCUUCUUUGCUACAUGCUGUGGUGGGAAACAACAAUGUUUUCAAACCGCAUCUAUUCCUCCUUUUAGAUUGUAAGCUCACAGGCAAUCUAGCUAAGCACUUUAUAUAAAAGAGCUUCAGUGGCUAGAUAUCAGCUUAUGGGCAGGACCCUCUCUACCUUUUUGUAUUUGUCUGUGUAUAUUGUACGUCCUCCACUAAUUGUACAGCGCCGCGGAAUCUGUUGGCGCUUUAAAAAUACCAGUAAUAAAUAAAUUCCCCAAAAUGAUUUUGCUGAGAUUAAAUGAUGUUGGUGCUUAGACUGUCCCUUUAAUGCCAGGGUUUGCCGCUGUUCUAGACAUGUAUCCGCAACCAUCGGAUUCUUCCCUGAAGCUCCGUCAAUCUAGAGCCCCUCAUUAGCCCCUGAUUAGUGGAGUCUUAUUUUCACAUAAACCCCCAUGAAAUGGAAGUGGAGUUUUUGGGAUACAGAUUUUAUCCAUAAGCCAGAGUUAACUCAUGAUAUCCUAGUUCAAAGAUUUAUUUUUUAUUUUUUUUCAGAUUUUUUUUCCAGAAAGGGAAGAUAUGAUUUUCCUUUUGUUUAUUCUUAUUAUUUAUAUAGCGCCAUCACAUUCCGUAGCGCUGUACAUUGGGUGGACUAACAGACAUGUAAUUUUAACCAGACAACUGGACAUACAGGAACAGAGAGGUGGAGGGCCCUGCUCAAUGAGCUUACAUUCUAGAGGGAGUGGGGUAUAGUGACACAAAAGGGUAAAAGUAGGGAUACGAAGUAGGUUGUUAGAAAAGUAUUCAUUGAGGGCUUAGUAUGUAAUUUUUGACAGUUGCAGGAGAGGAGUCAUGGGAUGUGGGGGAUAAAAACCUGCUUACAGUUUAACUGAUAUGCUUUCUUGAAGAAGUGAGUUUUCAAUUAUCUUUUUGAAUGAGUGGAGACUGGGUGAAAGUCUUACGGAGAAGGGAAGGGCGUUCCACAGAAGAGGUGCAGCCCUGGAGAAAUCUUGGAGGCAAGCAUCAGAGGUGGGAGGACGGACAGAGGAUAGAUGUAGGUCUUUGUCAGAGCGUAGGGGCCUCGAUGGGACAUACUUGUGUAUUGGGGAGGAUAGGUAGGUUGAGCAGCAUUAUGUAGGGACUUGUAAGCAAGCACCAGAAUUUUAAAUUGAGCCCUAUAUUUAACUGGAAGCCAGUGCAGGGACUGACAGAGCGGGGAGGCGUGGGAGGUGCGAGCGGACAGGAAAAUGAGCCUCGCUGCUGCAUUCAUUAUAGAUUGCAGCGGUGCAAUCAUGUAAGACCACUGAGAAGGGUAUUGCAGAAGUCAAGGCGAGAGAAAACAAGAGCAUGGACCAGCACCUUAGCCGCAUCUGGGGUUAAAUAGGAGCGAAUGGGCGCUAUGUUUUUGAGAUCAAAGCGACAGGAUUUGGUGAUUGAUUGGAUAUGAGGGGUGAAGGAGAGGUUUGAGUCAAAAAGAACACCCAGGCAGCGAGCCUGUGAGGUAGAGGUGAUGGUAGCGCCGUUGACUUGGAGGGAGACAGACACAGUAGUAGUAACACUUGAGGGAGGAAAGACCAGAAGUUCUGUUUUGGACAGUUACAAGUUAGAUGGCUUAUAAAUGAGCAAGUAAACAUUUUUGCAAAUCUCUGCAGUUGUAAUUCACUCAGCACCAGAACCUUCGCAGUAAUGCAGAGUUGCUCUGGCGAUAAGAGUGGUCAUUUAAUUCCGGUAUUAUCAGGAGGUCCAGUACUACUUGUUUCGCUGCUCCUACAGUUCAAGUUAUAAAAUCUUCUAGUGCUACUUUCCUAAAAUGUCUGCACCCAGCAUCAAAACCUACUUGAUAUACCUCUCUGAAAAAUAAAAUUGUAGGUGUCUUUGUUUUUGUAGGCUUCGACUAAACUAACGUGAGCCAAAUUUUUUAAUUCUCUUUUAUUUUGCUAACAUUGCAUGCACAUGUCAUGUUUUAAAACAAUCAAAAACAUGACCGUUGUGUUUUUUUUUUUUUUUUACAGUUUACCCAUCACGUGCUUAUUGUUGCAAACUUUACUUCGAAGGAAGAACAUGAUUUAAUAUUCCAAUAUUCAAAAUAUAACAUGAAAUCAGACUUUGAUAUUUCACUGUAAAGUGGAUUUCAGCCAUGUCUUUUAAUGCGUUCUAAAGAUAAUGUGAUAGUGAAAAAUAUAUACUGAAGCAAGGCACACAUUAUCAGCCCCAGGUACCAUUUGUGUCACCAUGGUGACCUGGUUUCCGGAAUCUGUCAAACAUUCUUUAAUCUUUUUAAACACAUUUUUAUUCUGUUCAUCUCCUUUUUAUAAAAUAUAGAUUUUUGUUUCCAGAGCUUUAAAAAUUCCGUCUUCUUUCUUUUCAGAGAAGUGUUCAAAACAUAUAAUGUAGCCAUGGAUUACAUCACGCUGGCUCUGAUGAUAUGGAAUUUUGGUGUUGUGGGAAUGAUCUGUAUCCACUGGAAAGGACCCCUCAUUCUACAGCAAGCUUAUCUCAUUAUGAUAAGUGCCCUAAUGGCUCUUGUAUUUAUUAAAUAUCUCCCAGAAUGGACAGCCUGGCUUAUCCUAGCAGUGAUAUCUGUUUAUGGUAAGCAUAGAUUUGAAAAGGAAGAAAAGAAUUAAAAAAGAUGUUUGUAAAUUCAUACAAUCUGACCACAGGGCAGCAUUUCCUGAUAUACGUCAUUUAGAUUGUAUGCUCACGGGCAGGGCCUUCUACCUAUUGUAUCUGUCCGUAUUGUGUUGUCUUUCCCAAUUGUACAGCGCUGCAGAAUAUGUUGCCAGUAAUAAUAAUAAAAAAAUCAAUUUUAUACAAAUGUGGAGGAAUUUUUUUUUCUCUCCAUGUGUCCUCUGUGAAGAUGUCUAAAUGGACAUCUGUUAAGGAUUUUAAUAUGCUUUAAAAUAAAUUCAACUAAGCAUGUGCACAGCUAAGUAUGAAAAUAUGCACUUCUUGGUAUGAUAUAGACACAGCAGAAAUGACCGCACUCCAAGGACUUUAUAGAGAUUUUCAAAUAAAAUUUAACUUUUAUUCAAUCCAUUUAAAAAGUCAACGUUUCAGCUCCCACGUGGAUCUUUCAUCUUAGUAUGAUAUAGGUGUAUGGAGUUUCUAGCAUUGAAAUGGGGCUGUUGUCCCAAGUAAUACGGUCUUAUUUUUGACUACCACUUUAUAUCUUUACAUGUAUUGCAUAAUGGUGGCAACACAAGGCCAUUGGAGAUUUAGAACUGACAGACCCAAUUGUUUAAAGAAAAAUGCUCCUAUGUCAACUUAUUCGGCUUAUGUAAUGGAACGUGCAGGUUUGCCUUCAACCCGGCUGGUAAUGCGGUCAUACACGAGACUGGCAUAUAAUUGGGUCAUCACCAAUUCUAUAUGGUACUAUUGGUCACUGUGAGGUUCAAAGGCACCAAUCCGAUUCAGGGCCAUAAACAGAAUGCUUCAGUUAAGACUGUUCUCCAUGUUUAUAAACAAUUACAUUUUUGAGACUCUGCUGUAUUUAUUCUGAUAUUUAGCAUAUUCUUGACAACAAAAUAGAAAUAAAUCAACCAGUUAACCAUAAUCCUUCCCAUGCCUCAGGUAACAGAUACCUUAAUAAGCAGCCGUUGGUGUAUUCUAUAUCUGUGUGGCGCAAUUUAAUUGUAAAAUCAGUUUGCACUUCUCAGAUUGUCCGUCUCUUGUCUUACUUGCCUUAUGUUUUCUUCCAGAUCUCAUCGCAGUGCUCUGCCCAAAGGGACCACUACGUAUGCUGGUAGAAACUGCGCAGGAGAGAAAUGAAACCCUUUUCCCAGCUUUAAUAUAUUCUUGUAUGUAUACAGAAUUGUGCCUUUUUUAUUCAAUAACACUGUCAUGUUGUGUAGAAGCAUUAUAGAAACAAUGAUUGGGUUCUUGGUUUUGACCAAGGUAUAAAUUAAAGGGGAAAAUCCAGAUUAAAGUUGACAUUAUCUAGAUAAUGUAUUCUAAAACAAAAUAUAUGCUUUCAACAACAAUACAUAGUUAAAAGUAUUCUCACUUUUGAAGUUCCAGCAUUUACGGCAAAAUCUUGAGUUACCCAGUGACUCGUGCAAUUGGAAUAUUGAAUUCCAAAUGCACACAAUUACUUUCUGGACACAGGACAGGUUUCUCUGAAUCGUAGUUCGGUUAUCAGCUUUCUACUGAGACUGCUAAUGGUUAAACUACAGCUCCCAAAAAUCUUUGCUGUUAGCUUGCAUAUUAUAAAAAAAAUAAAAUAAUCAUGUAAUCAGGUUAGCUUUCAAAUUCCCUUUUAGGUAAACAUUUGUAGUUGUUUAUUUUGAAUUCAAGCUUGGCUCAAGAAUUGUGUGGUUUUUAUUUUUUUUACUUUCACGAUGUAUGGAAUUUAUUGGGUUUUAUGAGAAUCUUCUGUUUUUCCUAGCUACCAUGAUUUGGUUAGUGAAGAUGGCAGAUGGUGAUCCAGGAUUUAAACAGAGUGUGUCAAAGAAACCAUCGUACAACACUCAAGGUAAACAUUCACAGAAUAAUCCAACAAUAUUGUAAAUAAAUAGAUUGAGUAAAGUAGAGCAAUGGUUGGAAAGUCUUUAAGUGAUAUGUUUAAUGAUGACAUACAUAAGUGAAAUAUUUUGCAAAGUUUUACUCCUUGCACUUAGAGGGCGCCAAGGCACUCUUAUCACCAUAGCCACUAUAGCAUGGGACAGUGGUUAUAGUGUUUGGAGUGCUCCUUUUAAAUCACCAAAUCAACUUUAGCUUUUGAAUAAAACCAUUUUUACUUUUUAGACCAUGCCUACGUGCAUUUCUGUCAUUGAGGGACUAAGUCACUUUGUUUAUGCAGCUCUAGCCACACCUCUACUCACUGUGACUCAAAUAGCCACCAUGGAAAAUUUUAUUUUUACAGCACAGUGUGUUUACUUUAGAAUUUUUUUACCUCCUGCUCUGUUAAUUGAACUUUAAUCACACAAAUAAGACUGCUAUAGGCUCUAACCAACAUACACCAGAAAUGAUAGAUUUAAGAAAUUAUAGAUUAAACACAGUAGUUAACAAGGGAAGCAAAAAAAAAUGUGUAAACUGAGGAGGUGUGUAGGGAGUCACAGCCAGGAGAGGUGGGGGCCCAAGGCUGCACAAACAGUGCUUAAUUCUCUGCCAUUUGUUAGACUUAAAACCUGAUGGGCGAACGAGAGCAGACGCAUCUUCUUGGGGCUCCUCAACAAUCCUGCACUUUGGGGCAAUUAUCCCUACAAUUGCCAACCAUCAAAGAGAGAGACACACUGCUAAUACCCCAGGGGGCCUCCCAGCCCGGACGGAUGCCCUUUAUAUACGCUACGAAGCUGAGGAAAGUGAAACACAAGCCUCUGGCCUAAUCUGGCCGAGAUUGAAGCGCUCCUAAGGGGAUCCCCAGCAACAAACCUCUGCAGCACAGCGGAACACAACCAACCUAACGUGCAGGGCGAUACACUCACCAUGGGGCGCCGUUCCCAAAGGACGCCUACAAGCACAGUGACAGAUCCAAGGGAUAUUGGAACCCUGCUGCAGUGUACACCACAGCCCAAGAUGGCGCACACGAGAGGCCCAAAGGCCUUCACUUCAACUAACCUCGAGGUACGGGCAGAACCACAAGUACAGCUCACGGUCCCAGACAGGACUCUCGCCAUAUCAGCACCACUAGCAGGGCAAGAACUUGCCACCAAACAAGACAUUCAGAAAUUCCUCCUGGACAUUAAGCAAAUGCUAGCUGCUGACACAGCUAUACUCAAGGAAGAGGUCAAGGCGGUAACGGACAGGGUCCGCGCCUCCGAAGAGGACAUCUUGGAUUUGCGCGGCAACAUGUCUCACCUGCAAGAUGCUCUCCGGAACGUUGAAUCCUCACAACAAAACCUGAAUGCACGCUUGGCGGUCAUGGAGGACAGAAGCAGGAGGCACCACAUAAAGGAGAGGGGCAUACCCGAUGGGGCCCCCUCGGAAGAGUUACCACACUACCUGAGGCGCCUGCUGGCCACUAUUCUACCCCAACACACAGCCAGGAAACUGACCAUAGAUGGGACAUAUAGGCUGCCGCAGCACCUGAUUGUCACUCGCGAUGUCAUAGUCCGGUGCUCCUCUCUACUAGAUAAGAGAAGCAUCAUGACCAUGGUGCGCGAUAAAACGCCAUACCUGUUUGAGAAUGCACAUCUCACGUUCUAUCAAGACCUUACGAGGUCCACACUUCUGUGGCGUAAAUCGCUCAGACCAAUCACCGGCCGCUUGCGGGACGCUGGCCUGACUCACCAGGGAGCUACCUACAAGCUCACGUCCAUUGCGGACGCACCGCAACUCCCGCAGGCUCUGGGACUACCCGCUAUGGAUGGGGAAGAAACACCACCAGCUGCCCGAACAUGGGACCCUAAUCAUCUGAUCCCUUUUGUGCCAAGAGGCGCCUCUCUGACCCAAACAGAGACAUGACUGCAACAACCUGCAGUGCCACAGAGCACCAGCCUCUUUAAUAUUACUUGUGUUACCGUUUGAACUGUUUGAAAUGUUAAUUUAUCCGUAACAUGUUUGAUGCACACCCCACGAAACCGACACCUCUCACCCACACCUAAGCGCCUGAGUCGGCUGGACCAUUAAGCUCCACAGAGCGUUUUCCCAGCCCACACCACUCAAAGCCUUAAGCCGGACGCACUGCUAUACUCUCCCCCCCCCCACCGGAACCACUUUAUGGUAAGGGACACCUAAAACCGACACCCCCUCAACAUAAUUUACUUACCCCUUAUCACCCACAGGCACCCCGUAAAGCAACACUACUCACUUUAACUGAUAUCUGUACCUAACGGCAAAUUAAGCGGUUUUCAACCCCUCAGAGCUGUAUAGAACAACCAUAAUCACUGCAACUCAUGCAGACUGGAUACACCCUGCUGACAGAGACCUUGCCUUACUACAGUUGUAAUCUGGCUAAUGAUGCAGGGAUUCAUGUUUUCUCCCCUCCCUAUCUCUGUGUUGUGGAUAAUGCACCAUAGCAUCACAGCUAUUCUAUAACUUGUUUAAAACAGCAUGCUUAGCAAUUCUGUGUAUUCCUCUACCUAGACAUGUUUAUCUCACUUGUUUACAUUAUUUUAAAAAGAGGCAGCAUAAUCAGGAGUCUAUCUGGCAAUGCAUACUAUACUAUUGUCAUUUGGAUAUGUGCCUUAAUUCUGUCUCUUAUCUGUUAUGUGCUGCAAACUGCAAAAAUAAAGAAAGAAUGACAAAAAAAAAAAAAAAAACCUGAUGGGCAUGGUAUUUACACUGAAGCCACACCAUUAAGCUAAAGUUGAUUUGGUGCUUAGUGUCCCUUUAACUAUUCCAUUUAGUCAACAAAGUACCGGACUAUUUUUGUUGAAGGGGUUUUGCAACAAGUUUUUGAGCCAUGACCUCCCUCCAUCUGUUGAUUUGAACAGAGUGUGUGUGUGUGUGUGUGUGUGUGUGUGUGUGUUACCGCUGUUUAAAGCAGUAUCUUGUUUAGUUUGACCUAGCUCAACGUCUACGUUUUCUUUUUUUAACGCACUAUAUGAGUAAAAGGCAGUUAAUGCCUCUGCGAGGGUGAUUGUAUGUAUGUUUUCUAUCUGCGGCUUUGUUUUAUAUUACCAUAAAAUAACACAAACUCCUUGUUUGUCUAUUUUAGAUAGGUGUCAGAGUUUUUGUAUCGGAUUUUUAUUUUUUACCCUCCCUUCUCUCCCUCCCCACAGCCGGUCUCAUAACCUUAGUUUGAUCUGCAUAAAUAAGUAUUCUGGGAAUGCAUAUAUAAUAACACGUACACUUUUUUUUUUAGUUUUCUCCUUUUAAAGGAAUUUCCCUGUAGGCUUGACCUUCUGUGAUACAGACCAACUUAAGCAUUGCAUUUCUCUACAUUCUGAAGCCAUAUAUAUAUUUUCAAUGUAGAAAACUGGUUCAAUGUAGAAAACCGACUGACUGGCAACUUAAAAUUUUUUUGGGACCACUAGUAUAUUCUGAAAGGCCCAUUCCAUUAAAAAAAAAAAAAAGUAAAUUCAAGUAUGAUAAAAUUAAUGAGCAUAUAUUUUUGUUAUUUCUCAAUGAUUUGAAACCAUUCAAAAUAUGUUAACUCCUUCAGGACAGAUGACUUCCUAGAACUGCCAUGGUUUCAAAGAGCUUGCCCAAAUCCUUUUGUUAUGAAUGGGUUAAUAAGCUUCUUCUCUGCUAAAGCAACAAAGGCAUCCAACCUAUGACUACCCUCUGUUUUAACAUAUAGCUAUAGGCUACAGUUUAUCUAUCCUGACAACAAAAAUAUGAAUGGGCAGAAUUCUACAUGACUAAUUUUAUGUGCAUUGUUUGGGCAUUCAUAUGUAGUAUUUAGUGGUUAGUGUCAUAUUCAUCAGUUGGAAGAUAACCUUAAAAGUGUGAUAUGAAAGUAUAGCCUUCCCUCCUCCUUUCCUGACCAUUUCCUCCUUUCCAUUCCUGUCCCUUUCCUGCUUUCCUUUACCGUCCCUUUCCUUUCUCGUCCCUUUCCUCCUUUUUUCCCCCCGUCCCUUUCCCGUCCCUUUUUCCUCCUUUCCCGUCCCUUUUUCCUCCUUUCCCGUCCCUUUUUCCUCCUUUCCCGUCCCUUUCCUUUCCCGUCCCUUUCCUUUCCCGUCCCUUUCCUUUCCCGUCCCUUUCCUUUCCCGUCCCUUUCCUUUCCCGUCCCUUUCCUUUCCCGUCCCUUUUUCCUCCUUUCCCGUCCCUUUUUCCUCCUUUCCCGCCCCUUUUUCCUCCUUUCCCGCCCCUUUCCUUUCCCGCCCCUUUUCUAUAUCAGUUGUCUACCUUUGGACAUUUUUCAUCAGUUGACAUGCUAGUUCAACAAAUAAUUUCUAAACUGAUAUUGCUAUUGUGGACUGUGAACUUCUGCAUAUGUGAUCACACAAAUGAACGAUAACCGAGCGCUGUAGUGGUUAUGGUGCUUAGAUUGCCCCUUUAAUCUGCAUGUACAUGGAUCUCUGAGACUGAAAAACGAGUGACUCUAGCCUGGUGUUCUAUUCAGUACAAAAAUGAUUCUCCAUAGAAUGCAGUGCAUUCAUAUAUGCUGGUAUUUCUACCUCUCUCUUUUUCUGUAUCUCUAUUAUCCUCAAUGUUUCGGUUGAAAGUAUGACAUUGCUUGUGCUAAGGCGUAAACUAUGUUGAUGGACAUAUUGUACAAUGGGCUUUGUAUUUCUGAAUUCCCUAGUGCCUGCUGCCCAAAGGAGUACCAGUGCAACCUCUGAUGAUAAUGGUGGAUUUGACACUGAGUGGGAGGAACAUAGAGACACAAGAAUUGGCACAGUUGUGUCAACUGAAGAAUCAAGAGCCGCAGUGCAGUCAUUGCCUAGCAACAGCCCCCCAAGCGAAGACCCUGAAGAGAGUGAGUGUGCUAUACUAGACAACUUUGCUAAAGGUUUUCAUUCUGUACAUGAACACAUGCCCUGACACAAUGGCUAAUGUGCUAAUUCUCCAUACAGGAAAUGUCCUGUAAUGACAGAAAGUUCAAGGAAGCUUGGGGUAGCUCCCUUGAAUAGGAAUUCAACAAUGUAAUUUACUAAACUCUGAAUUGUAGAAUAUUAUUCAUGUUUCAAUGGCAUACUUAAGGCCAAAAUAACUGAUUCACCAUUUCAACUUGGCUAUUUUAAACCUUUAUUCUAAUUAGGAAAUUCCAAUUUUGGUUUGCUACAAUAACUAUAAUAACCUUGAAUAACCUGUAAAAUCAAAAAGACAUACUUUUGCUUUUGAGGUAGAAAAUGGAAAGACUAUCUGGUGUCGAUAUAGAUCUGGUAUUCAUAGAUGUAAGCAAUGGACUGCUUUGACUACCAUUACACAACUAUAGCUGUCUGAUGCUGACAGUCUCUGCCUGCUAACCUAACUCUACUUGUAGAAAUUUAGCAGGUCUGUCUUAUUUGAUGGCAGUUCCUACAAUACAGCUGUUAAAGUGACAUUCUGUAUAUCAAGCAAUUGCCAAUUAUGGAGGCAAUGUCCUUUCUGCUUACAACAUUUGCAGUUUUGAAACGGAACAUUCCACACUCAUCGUUGAUUUUCAGUAUGUAAAGCUUUCACCACCACACCUUCCUUUCUUAUCAUAGAAGUGCUCGCAGGCGUGAGCUCUGACAAGACACAUUUUUGAUAGAAGCCUUCCCCUGUGGCAAAUGUAACUAAACUCUGCUUUGUGGGCCGUCUCAGGCCUCCAGCCAUAGCGCUCGGAAUGUGCAGGAGGUUUGGGUAGGACCCUUCUAUGACUCUCCAAACGCAGGUCAGACAAACUGCUUUCUUCUCUGUGCCUGCUAAACACAUGUCCAUUAAUUUUACGGCGUUGUAAAAUCAAGCCUCAAAGCAUUAGAACAGUAAUCUAAAAUACCCAGUCCACUGUCUACUUUGCUCAAGGGGUGGAGAUCAUGUUUAGGACCCCUUCCAGAUUUCCAGUGGGCUGUAAAUUGUUAUUGCAGUUUGUUGUAAAUCUUUCAUAAAACACUGUCAUCCCUGCUUCCCUAAACGCCCAACGCAUAUUUGGCUUAAACCUUAACUCCCGGACAAACACUAUUUACAGCAGUAAGAUUUUAGAUUGCUGUUUCUAGUCAUUUUGCCAGAACUGCAUUUUAUAAGUAAAUAGACAGAAAAUCUUAGGGUAUUCUUUUUUGUGUGUUUGUUUGGGGGGGGUUCUGUCUGUUGAAAGCUUUUAUUUAUCUGCUGCAUGCCAGAUCCCUUUUGUCGUUGAAGUAAACUUUACUCGCCAGCUGGAGUAAACGUAUGGAAUUAAAGGACCACUAUAGUGCCAGGAAAACAUACUCGUUUUCCUGGCACUAUAGUGCCCUGAGGGUGCCUCCACCCUCAGGGUCCACCUCCCGCCCGGCUCUGGAAGGGGGAAAGGGGUUAAAUCUUACCUUUUUCCAGCGCUGGGCGGAGAGCUCUCCUCCUCCGAUCCUCCUCCGUUCGGCCCUGUCGGCUGAAUGCGCACGCGCGGCAAGAGCUGCGCAUGCAUUCAGCCGGUCACAUAGGAAAGCAUUCAUAAUGCUUUCCUAUGGACGCUGGCGUGCUCUCACUGUGAAAAUCACAGUGAGAAGCACGCAAGCGCCUCUAGCGGCUGUCAAUGAGACAGCCGCUAGAGGAAAUAGGGGAAGGCUUAACCCAUUCAUAAACAUAGCAGUUUCUCUGAAACUGCUAUGUUUAUGAAAAAAUGGGUUAACCCUAGCUGGACCUGGCACCCAGACCACUUCAUUAAGCUGAAGUGGUCUGGGUGCCUAGAGUGGUCCUUUAAUAAUAAAAUUAAUAACUAACUAUACUAACGUAUAAACAGAGUGCAAAGUCAGAGUCCACACUCCUUGCUUUCGGCAAAUCAAUAAUAUUUAUUAAGAGGCUAAUCAAACAAAUAAACAAUACAUAUACAUUUGAAAUAGGCUAGUAUAUGUUGCUACCAAAACUAGUCAUUGAUUGAAUGGAAAGUAAACUAAAUUAACAUAAUGAAACUGGCAUAGACACGUUAUACAGUUACCACUCUAUUGAUCAUCAGCUGAGAGGGUGUGAGGAGAGAGAAUAGAGUGAGAGGGUGAGGAGAGGGAAAUUCAAAGAGUGAGAAUCUGCUAUUCACAGGGUUUUUAACAGGUUAACCCUUCCUUCUUUUAGACAUAACUCCCUCAGUCAAUCCCUUAGGAUCUAACAGAGCAACAGUGACUCCUGGGGGAAGAGGGAUUGCACUGGAAGGGAAUUCGAGAGGAGUUUACCCAACUGGUUUUGCCUGGUGAAAGGCCAUGUGCUCACAGAAGACUCCAUUAUUGCCUAAGAGUAGAAUGGGGCUUGAAUCCCUGUAUUAGAACACCUACAUAAACUUCUUUGGCACACAGUUUGGCUGUUAAUCAGUCCCCCACUUAUUACAGUUGUCUUGCAUCAUAUACACACUUGAACAUGAGUUAUUGCCUGUCGAUUUAAUAAAUCUGUCAGAUUGGCAAGACCUGAUAUAUAUUUAUACAAGAACAGUCAAACCUAACAGAAAAUGCAACACUAGAGAUCUAAACCUGAUAAAAAAAUAUUUUGUGUUUUCAAAACCACACUCUCCAUGACAUUGGGAGUAUUACUUAAUCUGGGGGCUAACUGAAGUAUUUGCUCCUAAUUUGGUGUUUCGUGACUUCAGACCUCUGACUAACAAAGAUCAUUGAGAGAAAAAAAGUUUACCAGGGCGUUGAUAACAAAGUCAAAAUAUUUAUACAGGUUCUAGAAAUCUGGAAUAUGCCAAAAAUCACCCGUAGGGAAUCUAGACAGAAUUCAGAGGCCCGCUGUUUGUUUUUUGGCCUCUUUUAAUCUUACAGUGUGUCUCUGUCUUGUGAUUUUUCAUAUAGGUAACUUUUUUUUUUUGUAUAUUCUUUUUAUUGCAAUAACAAAAAUGAUCUGACAUACAAACAUCUAAUAUAUUUUAUGUUUGAAUAACAAGCAUUUUGAUCUAAAAAAAUAAAAGUAGAUGUACUUACCUGAAUCUCUCUUUAGCGCAUCCAGGUUCGUCUUUCUUAUUUGUAUGUGGAUUUUUAUAGAGAUUCUACCUUUAUUAAAAUAUUAAAAGUGACAAUUCCUCUUUAAUAUGUUAAGCAGAUAUUUAUUUAUAAAGUACCAGUAUAUUACUACUAGCUUUAGGGUCGCCUUUCAGACUUCCAAGCAGGAAGGAUCUUCUGAUUCAGGAAAACAUCCAACUCCUAACGAUCUCGAUGUAGGAUUCUGGAGAUUGGGAUGUAUCUCUUGAAAAGAUGGGUCCCUCCUUAUAUAAAUAUGUUUGGAAGAAACAUUUGUCUUUGUGGAUGUAUGAUCUUGUGCUCUUGAUAAAGUCUGGAAAAUGAAACAUGUAGAUGGUGUCUGUCAAGCUUGAGAUUUGAACUACUAGAUGGAACUUUGAUUUAAGCAGGUUGCACUAUUCUGUUAUAUAUUGAGAUUGAAGUAGGCCUAAGGGGGUGAAUAAACUAUAUGGAUUUUAUGUUUAUAUUUGUGGAUGUAGAUUUCUAAAUAUUACAUCUUGAAAUCUCAUCUUUGUGGUGUACAAACUUCUGUCAUGCAUUUCAACUUUUUUGAAGUAUUUCGUUCAUCACCUCUUUUUCGAGAGCCUGUCUUCUCACAACCAUCAAGUCUGAUAGAAAUAUAUUUGUAAAGUUUACACCCUCAGAGAAUUUGCGUAUGUUGAGCUUUCUACAAGAUUACGUUUUCGACACCUGUAAUUAUUUCAAAUCCUUAGCAAUAUUCGAGAGCAAAUAUUGUAUCAUAAAGAUCUCCGGGUACAAAUCAUCCAAUUCCAGUCGUUUCAUAUACAUUUCUUGACCUAAACUUGGUAUUUGUAACGGAGCUCCCUGUACCCCUUGUUGGGUACCUCUGCCAAGGACUGCUUCCUAGCUGGAACAGGGGACAAACCGCAGCACUUCUGCCCACAGUCGCAGUAGCUUGACUGGGGUUCUGGAACCGCUCCCUCCUAGAGCCGAAUGGGGAACUCGCUCUAUACAUCCCAGUGCACUGGAUGACACGCAGUCCUGGGAGCUCUAGUCCUUACAAGGACUUUCCCUGUUACAUCCUCCAGCUGGAAUCUUUUAAUCUGGCCAAUCUUUUAAUCUGGCCAGAUGGCCUGCUUUUAUACAUUUCUGAACACAGACUAGCACACCCAUGACACUCCCACACAAAACAGGAUAAUCCCUCCCGUAUGCCUGGGAGAUAAUUGAGUCAGGAACUGUACAAAACUCAAUUACCUCCAGGCACAAAAAAACACACAUUUCACAGACACCCCAAAAGUACCUUUAACUACAUGAAAACCCCACUAAAGUUAUAUCCCCUGAUAGCCCCGAUCUGGGUGACCAACAUAUCUAAAAAUCACCCAGGUCGGUUCGGGAUUUCGAUGGAAGUCAUAAUUUAACCGAUCGCACAUGAGGCUCCUGCUCAAAAUAGUUCCAGGUAAAAGUGGUAGUGGUCAGUCAAGUUCGGUAGUUUAAAAGAGAACAAACUACCGAACAGAAUCCAUUGCCAUACCGUGGAGCUUGUUCCCUUCCUCCAGAUAAACGAUCCCACCAAGCAGUGUUUUAAGUUUUUUAUAAAACUGAACGCAGGCGAUCAUGGACGUCCAGCGGUGUUCGGGAAUUUCGGUGUCCGUUUUCAGUUCCUUGAACUCGACACCCAAACACCGCUGCCUGCGUUCGUGCGAACAAGAUGGCUGCCCCCGAAUGUUCAUGCAUAGGAACGGCGGACACCCAGACAAACCAUUAGAACACUGCAGUUAGGAUCGUUACGCUGUAUCCGUUAGGCUUAACAAGCUCUCGGGUGGUCCACAGUUCGUGCGGCAGUUCGGUUCCCGAACAGCAUAGGGGAAUCACACGAACCAAGCCAGUUAAAUAGUCUUUUACAGGUUUCCCUGUAUGGCUCAUAGUCUGUGGGCAGAAGGCUGGCAAGCAGGCUCCUCUAGGAGCUCGUGGCAAACUCACGUGGGAAGGGGAGUUUGUCACAGUAUCUGUAUAAAUUCGCUUUUGUGCCUGAAUCUCUACAUCAAAAAAAAAUAUAGGGUAGUCUGUAUCCCUUUUUACCAGAGUUAUCUUUGACAUUACAUUGACUUGUUAAGAUUAUUGAAGGUACAUUUGUAUAGUUGUUUACCAUGUUCUGGGUUCAGUACUGGGGGAAAAAACCUUUUAGAGGCAGCACCAGUAUGUCCCCUAGGCACUUUUAUAUUUCCGUUUAGCUCAUGGAGCAUAAAGGUUUUUAAUAUUUUAAUAUACCUGAAGUAUGUAGGUUGUUAUCACCAUAAACUUCCUGUGCCCUGGCACUCACAUCCAAGAGUAGCAAGAUUUUUUUUUUUUUUAUUGAAUGGAUUUAUGUGGUAUGUAGAGCGCUCUCACAGAUCUUGUACCUAACUGCAUUUAUGACCUUACUUCAGUUUGUUUACUGGGGUUUUUCUUCCUCUUUUGGUGGGGUGCCUAUAACCUCUGCAUGCAAUAUUCUGAAAAGUGCCUUCAAUGAGAACGUGUGCGUCAGAACUGGACCAUGGAGCAAUGGAAGAAGGUUGCCUAUUUUGAUGAAUCAUGCCUUCUUUUAGUAUAGGUGGCUUUACCUCGGGAAGAGAUAGCAGCAGGAUACACUAUGGGAAGAAAGGAGGCUAGCGAAGCAAGUGUUUGCACUGGCCAAGGUUGGGACCAUACAUUCAUUUAGAUCAGUGGUUCUCAAACCAGUCCUCAUGGCCUACCAACAGUCCAGGAUUUAUGUAUUUCCCUGUUUUAUUCCAAUGGAGAUACUAACAAAACCUGGACUGUUGGUGGGUCUUGAAGACUGGUUUGAGAACCACUGAUGUAGAUGUUACUUUGACAUGCAUCACCUACCUAGAGAUUGUUGCAGACCACAUACACCCUUCAUGGCAGGAAAGGUAAGUAACAGCUUGCUGCAGGCCCCUCCACUCCUCAGCCCAUACCACUAGACCACCAGGGAUUGCCAUAGCCCCCCUCCCUGGUCAGGCAACAAGCAGGGAGGGGGGACAAACAAAACCCAUAUAAAAAAAAUUAAAAUAAGAAAUGCCCGUCCCGUCCCCCCAUCCCCCCCAUUUUACACAAAUUACAUCCAUUCAGAAACUCACAACACCCACUGCAUUCACUAUGCACCCACUGCACAAACACUCACAGCAUUCAAUAUAUACACACUACACAAACACACACAGCUCCCCUGUCUAAACACACUGCAUCCACUACACGUGGCAUGUAUAUUUUGUGCAUUUACCUUUAGAAAUAGUUUUGGGGGUUUUUUGUGUUUUUUUUCAAAAUGGUAAAUGUACAGAAUAUCGGCUAUCAGCCUGAAAGUUCACAGAGUAUCGGUAUCGGCUCUAAAAAAUCAAUAUCGGUCGAUCCCUAACUUAAAGGAUUUGAUGCUAAAAUCUUGGUGCCAGAUUCCAUAGGACACGUUCAGAGGUCUUGUGAAGUCCAUGCCUAGAUGCAUCAGAGCUGUUUUGGCAGCGUGAGUUGGACUUGCGGAUCAGUGUAUUUAUAUCUAUUAGUAAAUUUGUCCAAUAUCUGCCUGUAACCUCUAUUUUUAUUCUGUCACUGGACAAAAUUGUACUCCUUCCAAUUCUCCUCUAUUUCUGAAUAUGAAGGUUAUUGUGCCUUUAUCUUGAACAAGCUGUGUGCUCUGCAAAUUGCCUCAGUAAAACAGAUUGACAAUAGUUGAUGUAAUGAGAUCACACAAGAAAAGAUUUCACAAUAUAUACGUUACUCGGUUUGAUUUUAUAUUUUGUCACAUGAUACAAGUGCAUUUGUUCAGUAAAUAUGUAAUGUAUGUAUAAUUCAGAAAGUACACCAGGGCAUUUACUUUCAAUAAAAUAUACUUAACUGAAUACUCUCUUUUUAGAAGCCUGAUUUCUGUUGUAGUUUUAAAAGGUUUGUGAUGUUCUGUAAAAACUUUGAGUUCUGUUAAACUGUUUUUGGUUUUUUUUCUUCAGGAGGUGUAAAACUUGGCCUGGGGGACUUUAUUUUCUACAGUGUUCUUGUUGGUAAGGCUUCAGCCACAGCCAGUGGCGACUGGAAUACAACGCUGGCUUGCUUUGUUGCUAUCCUGAUCGUAAGUAAAACAUGCCACACACCUGAAAAUCUCGGGUCACACAGAAAAUUCUGCACUGGAUUAUGCAACCUUCCAUUUUUUUUAUUUUUUAUUUGCACACAACGUGUUAACUUGUGAAAAAGGAUACACCAGGACACCUUGCUCACAUCAAGUGCACAAGGGAGAGAUUCUACUUGUCUUUACUUGAUCUAAAAGCUAAAGCAGCCCUGUCACGGUGUUAGGGUCUUUAUAUAUUUUGCAAAGACCCCUGACCGUGACUGCUGCGCUUGGUGGCUGCAGGGAAAGGUGAGUUUUACUUACCUGAAUCUGUCAUAGGCAGCCGUUAUCUUCCGCUCUUGGUGCUUCAUUUGCCAGGAACCCACAUCCAUGUUGUACUCCCAUAUCCAUGUGAAUCAGUAAUACUCGGAGUAACCCUUUUACAGAGCAGAUUUAGUUCAAUUAUUUAAUCUAUAGAUUAACAUUAUUUGGAAGCUCUGUGUUUAGAUUGCAUUUAAAUAUAUUUGAAAAACACUGUAAAUUGUGGGCUGUAAAAGCAUUGGGCAGUGUAGAGGUUCAGCUUGCUCCAUGAUUUUGAGCAUAUUGAAGAGAGUCCAAAAGUGCAUCUCUCCGUUCCACCACAAUCUGAAGAUACAUGUAAAUUGUAAUUUAAGGCACAUAUGUAGUCAAAAUAAGCAGACACCGGUACCCAUAGGCAUCCAGCUCUGCCCAUGUUACAUGAAAAUGUAUAACUUUUUGCUGUCUAUUUCAUAGAAACAUAGAAUGUGACGGCAGUAAGAACCAUCUAGUCUGCCCAAUUUUCUAAAUACUUUCAUUAGUCCCUGGCCUCGUCUUAUAGUUAGAAUAGCCUUAUGCCUAUCCCACACAUUCUUAAACUCCUUCAAUGUUUUAACCUUUACCACUUCAGCUAGAAGGCUAUUCCAUGCAUCCACUACCCUCUCUGUAAAGUAAUACUUCCUGAUAUUAUUUUUAAACCUUUGUCCCUCUAAUUUAAGACUAUGUCCUCUUGUUGUGGUAGUUUUUCUUCUUUUCAAUAUAGUCUCCUCCUUUACUGUGUUGAUUUCUUUUUAUGUAUUUAAAUGAAUUUCACAUUUUGUAUGUUGUAUAUUCAGUUCAAUUUCUCUUUCUGUUCCAGGGUCUGUGCCUUACUCUACUACUUCUUGCCAUUUUUAAGAAAGCCUUGCCUGCACUGCCUAUUUCUAUAACAUUUGGGCUUGUGUUCUACUUUGCCACAGACAACCUGGUGCAACCCUUUAUGGACCAACUGGCUUUCCACCAGUUUUAUAUCUAACCUCCGGGUAAACGGUUCCAUGGUAUUUCUUGUUCUCCUUCACAGGACGCUAUCUGAGCAAAUAAAAGAAAAACACUUUUCAUUAUCAAUUUUUUUUAAAUUUUUUUUUUUUUUUAAAUUAAAUAGAAGGGAUUCACCAUCUUUAUCCCUUUUCAGGUCCUAAGGGAUGAACAAUUUUUGUGCAUUCCAAAGUCCCUUCUGUACUGAAGAGGUAAAUGCGCAACAGCAUUUUUAUCCUGUGGGCAAAGCCGUAACCAUCGUUGGCCCAAGGUUUCUGAUGUGAAGGGGUUCUGUACCAGCAAAUAGACUUGCAAACGUUGAACAAAAGAGGAGUAACAAGCGGGAUGUUACUAGAAGAAGUUUAAACAUAUUCCGUAGUAAAUAAGAUGGUUGAGAUUCAUAUAAGGAUGUUUUUCUUUUUAAACCUGUUACUAAGGAAUUUGAUUCUGAUAUUAUAACGGAAAUGUGUCCACUCCACACAACGCACUGUACUAUUCCGCUGCCAGAGAACACUAUCAGAGAUAGGAUUCCCAUCUACCCAGAGAUGAUAAUGCUAUGAUGUAAAGUAAUAUCUUUUACAAACCACUACUGGAAUCUCAUACGAACUUAGACUUGGCACUGUUUACUGCCUGUCUCUUAUAUCCAUUCUAAAAUACCAAUGCAAAGAUCCCUUAUCAUGUAAGGGGUAUAAAGUAGAUGUUAAUGACAACAUAUGUUCUUAUCUUUUUGUACUAAAGGGGAAGGGGUUAAAUACGGCUUUAAUCUCUUGAGUGCCAAAGGAGUCUGUAAGAUAAAUUGUCAUGGGGCAAAGGUUUAAAACAAGUUUGCAUGUUUGUUUUAUGGCUAGUUUUUUGUAUUCUGUAAGCAUACGCUUUUUGUAGGUUUCUUACAGUUCAGCUUCUGGGAGGAUACAGACUACUUGAAAAAUUAUGGAAACAAAUUGCCGACUGAUAUGCUCAGCCUGUGAAUAUUCCUCAGAAGGGAGUGAAAGAAUUUGUUACCAAAGUUUAAAUUGCCUGUAGGCAGGUCCAUGAACGGUUUACUUAUCUGGUUUUAUUCCCUUCUCCUGUACUGACUUUAAAAAAAAAAAAAAAAAGUCUACAAAGCAGAUUGCUACACUGGAAAAAACACCAUGUUAUUUGACUGAAUGGGAAAAGAGAUUUGUAAAUAAAUAAAAACAAAAAAUGUGGACCA